UGGAAGUUUCGAAAAGAUUCUGCGAUGAAACUUGGGGGAUCGUCCGAUUAAGAAUCAAGGAGAAGAGAUUCUGCGUAUCGUUGACAGAGGAAUUCUGGGAAUAGAUCCCUCUAAGUUCGAAGAAACUUGAGUUGGGAGGAGGAGGAAGUUGUUGAGGAAAUUAACGAGAGGGAAAAGCGAGAAAGAAGAAUAUAUAGCUUUAAGAGGAAAAUUCUUCGAUGAAGAUAUUCCAUUUUGAAGAAAAGAAGGUGUGGAAGAAGUGAACAACAAGUUAAGAGAUAAAGAUUAUUUCGUAGUCUUUAAAAAAAAAAAAAAGAAACAUUGGAUCGAAGAUAUCGCAAGAAAACGAUCGUUUUGAAUAUAUAAAAAAAAAGAAGAAAAGAGAUGUUAAGUUAGAAUCGAAAAGAAGAAAUUGUAAGACGUAAAUAGUUUUAAAAGGAAAAUUCUCCGAUGAAGAUAUUCCAUUUUGAAGAAAGGUGUGGAAGAAGUGAACAACAAGUUAAGAGAUAAAGAUUAUUUCGUAGUCUUUAAAAAAAAAAAAAGAAACAUUGGAUCGAAGAUAUCGCAAGAAAACGAUCGUAUCGUUUUAAUAUAUAUAAAAAAAAAAAAAAUGUUAAGUUAGAAUCGAAAAGAAGAAAUCGUAAGACGUAAAUAUAAUAGCUUUAAAAGGAAAAUUCUUCGAUAAAGAUAUUCCAUUUUGAAAAAAAGAAGUGAACAACAAGUUAAGAGAUAAAGAUUAUUUCGUACUCUUUAAAAAAAAAAAAAAAAGAAAGAAACAUUGGAGAGAUAAUAUUAAAUCGAAGAUAUCGCGAGAAAACGAUCGUAUCGUUUUGAAUAUAAAAAAGAAAAAAAAGAGCGGAGAUAUUAAGUUAGAAUUGAAAAGAAGAAAUUGUAAGACGUAAAUAUAAUUGUUAAUAGUAAAUAAAUUGAACAAUGGAACGGAGAGAAUUGUUUUUAGCGCGAUAAAAUCGUCUUAAACGUGUUGCGAAGAAAUGAGAGAAUAAAAAGAUAUGCGAAACCCAUCUCGUAAAAACUGAUUGAUCGCGAGAGAAACUAAUGAAGGAAGGCCAUCUCUAAUAGAUUCGCCGUUACGAUUCUAUGCGAGCAACAGAGCAGUGGAAUCGUUUUUUUACGGAUAUUAAAGCAACGCGAUAAUCUUUAUUUUCACUCUAAUUGUCGAGACACUUAACGGAGGAAUUACUUCGACUUCGUAAAGAAGAAGAAGAAGAAGAAGAAGAAGGAGAAGAAUAAGAAUAAGAAGAAGAAGAAGAAACGCGAGGAGGAGGAGGACGUUCGAAUUUUUUUUUUUAUUUUCGAGGAAAGCAAAUGGAGGAGCAGUGGACGGUGGAAAAAAAGUGUUCUGUUCUGGUCAGAGAAUAUUAUUCUUUCUCGACCCUUUUUUAUUUUUAAAUUGAACAUUUCCUGCGAUUUUACUGGAGCACGAACGCGUCCACAUGCGAACGCAGACAGUCCGCUUUGAUCACACGCAAUGACACAAGACGGAUACUUAUCCUUUCGUCGAUUAGCGUUUGCUUGGUCUUUUAAAAAAACGACCUCUCUUCGUCCACUUGAAGAUCCUCAGGCGGGUCACCGGAUCGAUGCAUAACACGCACAGGAUUUAUUAUAUAUAAGAAACGGAGAAAAACGUUACACGACAUUUUACACAAAAAUAAAUAAACAAACUGUUCCAUCCGAGACAUGGUCUCGAGGAGGAGUGUAAUUGGAAAGUGUGAUUUCUCGGAUUUUUUUUUUUUUUUCCUUUUUUAAAUGCGUCAGAAGACUCAAGAGAGAAGUUGAAUUGAUUAAAUCGCAUAAAUAGUGGAAAGAAAUUCGAGGCAGAAGUGAAGGGGGGAGAAAAAGCAACAUUCUAUUCUAAGCGGAGAAAGCAGCGGCUCGAAGCGCAAAAAGGGUGGUGAAUCGUUUCGAGGCUUAUGAACCGUGAAAUCGUUAAGAAUCUUUGAAUCUUUUUAGGAAGUUACAUCCGUUUAGAGGUGGUGGACGGGAAAGAAUUAGCGGAGCACUCGCAGACGAGAUAUAAUAUAAUCUUCUGCGUUAUGAGAUGAAGAAGAUUGUAGAAAGUCGGGAAGUUGGGAAGUGAAGCGUGUUUUAUUAUAAUAAGGAAGAGAACUUGAUAUGGAGGAUUUUUUUUAAACGACCAUCUUUGAAAGAAGAACUUGAAGAAUUUAUCAUUCGAGAGAGGAAAAAAUUGUUUCUUUUUUUUUGAUAGAAAGAAAUGAAAAGCAACGAUCAAGUCGAGCAAUUUCUUUAAGAAGAAGAAGAAAUUUCGAAAGAAACGGAAGUUGCCGCCACUGAGCGCCGCCAUUGACUCGUGAAGUCCGUCGAUCGAGAUGCCAAUACCCGUUGUCCAAGCGAACGAUCUAAUAAAUCGGGAUCUGAAAACGAAACGAGCCCAGCCAUCGCUCUAAAAACGCUCCUAUCUGAAAGAGAGUCUUACUCCACCUAAGUGGUGCAAAAAUGCGGAUGAAGCUGUUAAUCGUGGUGGUUCUGCUGGUGUCAGGAUGGAGCGACGCCAGGCCCCAGAGAACCGAAAGUUCGAUUCAAGCUCGUCCAUCGAAGGCGAACCUCGAGGAAUGGAGAACAUCCGGCGUUCGAGAAGAUAGCAGUAUCCGAGGGAACGACACGCAACGCCGCAUAAAAGAUCUUCAGCACAUCGAUCAGUCGUUAAGAACGGUGGCCACUCAAUUGUUGAACGUGACGAAUGGCGAACAGCAGCCGGCCAAGAUCCUCGACAACGCGAUCAAGAAGGCGGCGGCGGCGAUGGAAAAAUCGGCGACGAGCGACGAGGUGAAAGAGUCGAGCAACGAUCGGCACCCGAUCGGAUUCGGCAGGCCGAUCAACUCCAAGUUCAGCUACUUCGAGACCAGCCAUCCGGGCCAAGCCAUGGCCAUAACCGAGGAGGAGCUCGAGAAGGAGAUGGCCUCCACGCGUCUGAUCACGGCGUACAAGAAUCACGCGACGACCACGGGCGGCAUAUCCACGUGGAUCCUCCUCAAUCCGCCGUCCACCACCGUGAAAACCUCGAUCGAGGAGCGUAAGAGGACUAAGCAACCGAUCGCCGAAACCGAGGAGGCGAGGAUCACCCCUUCAACGGUGGACGCCACCGAAAGAGGGGCCACGGAGAAGGUGAUCACCGUAACGACCCUCCCCGAAGAGGAAUCGGCCGUUACGAGGAAAUCGGUCCUCCUUCCAACGACCACGACGAGCAAGCUCGAGUCGAAAUUGGAAAAGGUGGAGCAAGGCACGGAGAAAGCGUCGGAGGUUAUCCAGAGCACAACAACCGUUUCGAAGAUCGGCCAGGUGCCUACCGAUCAUUCGGAGGUUACGUACGUCAACGUUACGAGAAAGAACCAGAUCGCGAGUCGAACGACUCCUAAACCGAAGAUAGCCACCACGAAGACCACGGUUCUGGCUUCGAAAGCCCCGAUCUCGAAAGCGCCCAAUCGGCCUAACCAACAGAGCAGGCCGAAGCAUCCGAACAGAAAUCGGGUCGCUGUUAAACCGGACGUCGGUAAGAACGAGAGCGUUUCGGUCGGUAAGAUAGAGAAGGUGACGUUCAGACCUGUCCAGAUGAUCGCCGUUCCGAAGAACACCGAGAAACCUAUGUUCGUGACCAAGAUCAAAGCGUCGAUCCUGAUGGACAAUCAGAAGACCCAGACCACCCCUCAGACGAGCGGAAGCGCGGACAUCGUCGCUUCGACGACCUCGAAACCUUCGACUUCGACCGACCACCAGAACCUGCCUCCGCCUGAGGCGCCCGUCUCGAAGCUCAAACCAGUCGGGACGAAGGUGAACAACGUGUUGAAGGUGCAGUUGAGGAAACCCGUGGACGAGACGAGGAUCGAGAUCGAGCCGAUCAAGGUGAACGCCCCCGUGUUGAAGAUCGAGAAGGUGGAGAAGGGGCAGGGUUUGGCGCACGACACCAAGAUAGAUCUGAUGAAGUUCGAUUUCAAUCCCGAGCUGACCAAGAUCAACGUCGAUCAACUGUCCUCCUCCUCCUCCUCCUCCACCUCUUCUUCUUCCGCGACACCCUCCACCACCUCUCCUUCCUCUUCCUCCUCCUCCUCCUCCUCCUCUUCUUCGACCACCACCACCACCACCACCACCACCACGACCAAGAGGCCCAAGAGAAAGAAGAACAAGAACAGAAGGAGGAAACCGAUCGCCUCGACGACCACGACCACGUCCACCACGACUGUCGUUCCCAGCUCACCGAUACCAAGCUUGACCGAGGAAAUCGAGCCGAGUGUCGAGAUCGCAGAGGAGGGGGGUGAGAAUGGAAUAGCACAGGAAUCGAAGAUAGCGCCCGAGACGAAGGUGGGGCAGAAGACGAAGAAGAAGCCUGCCCCCUCAUCUGGGAUCAGCACUCAGAUAUACAACUUUUUGAGCCGAGAGGUGAUGCCGAGCUUCGGCGUCAUGUCGUUGGUGGGCCUCGGCCUGGGCCUGGCCUCCUACUUCCUCUACCCGUUCGGUGGAACCGCGGCCAGGAGGAACUACGUGGAGGUGGAGCCGAAAUACAAGUACAACUUCGAGGAAUACGGGGGGAAUUACGGGCAGAGCGAGGAGGAGGUUCUGUCCAAGGUCCUUCAAGGGAUGACCACGGACGAGGUGACCAAGGGCCACCAAGGGUCGAAGGUGUACGAGGACAAUUACUACGCGUACCAGCGUUACGACGCCCCCUUCGACCAUCGCCAACCGACCAACAGGAACAACGAUCAGCAGCGCUACUCCUCCCCGACCUUAUCCUCCCCCGUCUAUCACCCCUCGGAGAACACGGCCCCGUCGCACAAGUACACGGAUUAUCGUUAUUAUUCCGACCCCUCCAGCACCCCUCCGAACCCGUACCACGACGGGACCAGGCAUCGAGAGUACGUGGUCGGUCCCGGCGUUCAAGGCUCGGCGAAUCGGCAAUUCGUCGUCGGAAGCGUCCCGAACGCGUAUCCCCCUCCCUACGAGGAGAAGAUCCUCUCGAGCGUUGGAAAAUUGGGGAACGGUUACGGGGGAGAGGGGACGGAGAGCAGCGGGGGGGGCCAGACGCGUACCGGGUACGACGUGACGAGUCACAACUUCAACGUGGGAGUGGGCAGCGUUCAGAAUUACGGAGGCCAGAUCAAGACGGCGAGGCCUGACGAGGGUUACGAGGAGGUGGAGAUUACCCCUACAGCGGUCGCCGUGGAGCACGGGCCGAGGUCUCUGAGGAUUAAGAGAUCCGUCCUGGGACGAGAAUCGUCGGGUAGGGUUAGGAGGGAUUCCGUGAUUCAAGUAAUUCCCUCGAAACGGGAGCUGGAGGAGGAGAGGAGGGAGGAGGAGUUGAGCAACGAGAUCCUCGACAUUAUCGACUCUGCCUUACCGGCGGAGGGGGAUUACGAGGAGGACGGAAUGGGGGGGAGGAGGAAGAAGAAGAAGGAGGAGGAGGUGGAGGUGGAGGACGAUCUCGAGAAACGGGACUCGAGCACCGUCGUUUCUUCGACGAGGACGAUCGAAUCAUCAUCCUUUUCCUCCUCCUCGUCCUCGUCCUCGUCUUCCUCCUUGGAAAAUUUCGAUUCCGAGGGGGAGGCGAAAGGUACGAGCACCGUCGAGAGCGUCACGAUCGAUCCGACCACGAAGAAGCCAGCCGAGCAGAACGGUUUCAAUCUCUUCAAUUUCGUGAAGAAGAUCGCCGAGAUCAAGUUCCGGCUCGGUCUCACGCUUCUUAAACACGCCAGCGAGGGUUUCGCCAGAUAUCUCGGCCACGUGCAGAAGAGGAUCAACGGGGAGGAGUGAGGCGGAGUCCUCUCCUCGGUGGAAAUGGUGGACUCGAGCGACGAUUCGUAGCGUCAGCUAUGCUCGCGGCACGUAUCCAUCUUAUAUUCCUCGAGGACCUCGUUUCGAAGGAAAAAAAAAAGAAAAAGAAAGGAACGGAAAUCGCGUCAUUGACGCUCGAAUCUUUCCGAUCGAAUCUGAAAUAUCUUCGUCGUUUCCUUUUUUAUCUUGUAUCUUCACUUUUUUUUCUUUUUCAGGAAAGAAAUAUUCGUUUCUGAACCGAUAAAGAUGUUUCCCCGAUGAAGAUUUUCGUCGAGAAAAAAUAACAUUUGUUGUUUAAGCUUAGGAACGAAUAUUUCCCCUUUUCUGGUGAAAAUGAUGAAGUUAUUUUAUUAUUAUCAUCUAGACGAUUCAUCUUUUGUUAGCGCGUUUUACUCUAACGAUAAAGAUCUUUUCUCUGCGUUCUUUUUUUUUAAUUUAUAAAUAUUCUUAUACGUAAUUUUUAGAACGUUUAGAAUUUUACAACAUAUGCAAGCUAAUCGUUUAAACUUUAAACCGUCGGAUUGGAUCAAGGAACGAAGAUUGGAUUAUUCCUGGACAACAGGAACAAGAAGCUUUAACAGUAAAUAGGAUUUCUCGCACGGAGUGCUAAAAAAGAUGCAUUCUACGAUAGUUUUUUCGAAACCACCAGAAAGUUUCGAGAAAGAUAAAGGUUUUGAAAGACUAGCAGCGAAAAAUUCUAUUCCUUUAUUUUUCGAACGACUCUUUUAUUCUUCGAUCGGUAUCUUUCGUAUCGGUAUUUAUGCCUUUUAUUUAAACCGAGCAUCGAAAUGUAAAGUAUAAAUACACACAUAUAUAUAAAUAAAUAAAUAAAUAAUAAAUAAGAUAAAUGUCUACGUGUUAUCCUAACAUGUGUAUAAAUAUAUGAAGAAACUUGUAAUAAAAAU
Apis laboriosa (Himalayan honeybee) is the source of this 6707-nucleotide messenger RNA. Its product is annotated as serine-rich adhesin for platelets-like. The record is from RefSeq and is a predicted model, not a curated record. The coding region runs from base 2476 to 5781 and encodes 1101 amino acids. The transcript is spliced from 5 exons. Lineage: Eukaryota; Metazoa; Arthropoda; Insecta; Hymenoptera; Apidae.